Molecule: messenger RNA, 915 nt
Organism: Hydractinia symbiolongicarpus
Lineage: Eukaryota; Metazoa; Cnidaria; Hydrozoa; Anthoathecata; Hydractiniidae
Exons: 4
Coding region: 1-915 (304 amino acids)
Molecular function (GO): protein binding
Source: RefSeq, a predicted model, not a curated record
AUGUCACUUCUUAUAGGUAGUUCAAGUUUUUGUGACAUAAAUUUGAAAUAUCAUCACACUGUAAACGAAAGUGAAGUUUUAACAGUGGUGCAGAAUGUAUGUGGAUAUCCGAUACCUGAAUUGAAAUGGAAAGUGGGAGAUGACAACUUCAGUACUGCAUCUAGCCCUUCUGUUAUUAAUAAUGAAACCAGACAAUACGAAUACAGUUUUAAGACUCGACAUAUCACUCGCAAAGAUUGUGGAAGAAACCUCACAUUUGUUACUUCUAAUACAAUAGGAAGUAUAGAAAGAAAUGCCAAAAUUGAUGUGAAAUUUGUUCCUUCACCAGUCUCGAUGGUUUCGUUGUCCAGUUAUAAUGGAACCUGUGUUCGUGUCACUUGGGAUGGAGAAGAUACUGGGAAAUGUAUUCUCAAUUACCAUGUGUGGUUUUCUGGUAGAGAGAUUACUUAUAACACGUCUAACACAUAUUUUACACUCUGCAAUGCAACAGAUGUUCGCAAUGUUACUGUUUGGGCAUCAUACAAUGCAAAUGUGGAGGAACAUUUUACCACAACUUCAUCACCAGAUAUCACCUUGACAACAAAUAGCACCACAACUUUGUCACCAGAUAUCACCUCGACGCGAAACAUAGCGACGACCAAUGCAGUAAAAUGUGUACAGAGAACAUGUGAUUGCCAAUCUACAAGUAACAUUACCGUUUCGAUCAUUGUCACAUUAGCUAUCACACUGAUUUUAAUUACAAUUGUUUUUAUAAUUUCAAAACAAAAAGGUUUUAUUAUUGUCAUCAAAAGGCGGAAAAGACCACCACAAAUCUAUAAAAAUCGAAGUACUGAAGCAGAGUCGACAAUUUCUCAUUAUUCAGAUGUUGACGCCAAAGCUCUGAAGUAUAUAUGCAAAUUUGCCAACGACGACUGA